AUGAGGUUCACUCCAGGAUUUCUGCUUCUCAUGCUGUUGGUCACCAAUCUUCCUACGGUCCAUGGUAUUCUGGAAAGCAUUUACACAAAUUUAAAGUGUCAGUGCAUGAAAAUAUCUCGAUCUUUUAUCCCCUCACAUGAGAUUAAACAGGUUCAAAUUUUCCCUCCUGGGAAUGGAUGCCCCAAAGAAGAAAUCAUAUUAGUGAAGAAAAAAGGAAAACCUGUAUGCUUGAACCCUCAAGUCAAAUGGAUACAAAGAAUACUGAAAUCACUCAGGAAGUAA
Suncus etruscus (white-toothed pygmy shrew) is the source of this 282-nucleotide messenger RNA. RefSeq names its product C-X-C motif chemokine ligand 13 (gene CXCL13). The record is from RefSeq and is a predicted model, not a curated record. Gene Ontology annotation, biological process: chemokine-mediated signaling pathway; antimicrobial humoral immune response mediated by antimicrobial peptide; inflammatory response. The transcript has 3 exons. Gene Ontology annotation, cellular component: extracellular region. Gene Ontology annotation, molecular function: CXCR chemokine receptor binding; chemokine activity. Lineage: Eukaryota; Metazoa; Chordata; Mammalia; Eulipotyphla; Soricidae. The coding region runs from base 1 to 282 and encodes 93 amino acids.